AGCACCGGACGGCGAUCACCACCAGCACCGUCAACAUGCCGCGUUGCCUCAUGGCCAAGAAAUGGAAGGCCUAUCCUUGGCCGGAUCGCGUGGACGAUCCACAGGAGGAGCAAAACGAUCCUUCGGCUAUGCUGCAGGAACACACGUCCCCGAGUCAUACGGGGAUUCAACAGAUAUCCGCCACGAUGGAGAAACGGCAGCACAGGCAUGAGCCGGAAGACGAGGAGAUCGACGUGGUCGGGGACACGGAUAGCAGGCAGGUCGAUCAUCAGCAGACCUGUUGGGGUCCGCACAGUCCUACCGCUGGUGCCACUGCACCUAGCCCACCGCCUCUCAACGCCUCCGGCGCUCUUUACUAUCAUGGUUACACGCACGAAUCGUGGAUCAACCACGAGGAGCCGCCAAAAUACGCGACCCUGCGUUCGGCAGCGGAGCUGGCCCGACCGGUGGUCCCGUCUCCUCCGCCUCCAGCCGCGCAGCAGGAGCUGCCGGUGGUGGUGACCGGGUCCAGUUUGCACCAACCACACCCAGUAGCCCCAACGACCACCCCUUCGUCGUCCGCGUCGUUGAGUCUACCUCCUAGAAAAAGCCUGUCCAUGUGCUUCACCAGCACCGGGACGGCGCUCUCGCUGCCCCCGAAGAAGAAGGACAUCUACCGACCCUAUAGCCUUCAGCCAACAUCGGAGAUCCGGACGUCGGCCGAGGAGGAUCUGUCAGCCGCGCAGGCGAUCCUCGACCUGAGCGCGUCACCGGCUGCGCCCACGCACUCGGUCUUCAUUCACACGCUAUCACCACCGCCGCCACCGCCGCAGCCUACAGCGCCAACGGCGCCUAGCGCUGCGACGGCCGGCCAGCUGCAGCCGGCACAGCAGCAGCCUAUACCCGUGUCGGUGCUGGUCCCGGUACCUAGCUCGCAGACCAGCCAGCUGCGACAACAAGAACAGACGCCGCAACCUCAGUCACCUGCCACAGCCGAGGCGAACGCAGGCAACUGCUCCGCUGGUAGAGAUGGCAGCAGCGGCAGUAGCAAGACGGUCGCGUACACGUACGAGGCUUUCUUCGUGUCGGACGGUCGGUCGAAGCGUCGUGGGAACAGCACUAACGGCGCCGCGGUGCCCGACAAGGAGGCUACCCAACCGGACAGGCCGAAGUUCACCUGUACCGAAUGCGGUAAACAGUACGCCACCUCCUCGAACCUGUCCCGGCACAAGCAGACCCAUCGCAGCCUAGACUCUCAAUCGGCGAAGAAGUGCAUCCAUUGUGGCAAGGCGUACGUGAGCAUGCCAGCUCUGGCGAUGCACGUGUUGACCCACAAGUUGGCCCACAGUUGCGGCGUCUGCGGCAAGAUGUUCUCCAGGCCUUGGUUACUGCAAGGUCAUCUCAGAAGUCACACCGGGGAGAAGCCUUACGGGUGCGCGCAUUGCGGCAAAGCGUUCGCCGAUCGUUCGAACCUGCGCGCCCACAUGCAGACCCACUCGGCGGACAAAAAUUACGAGUGCUCCCGAUGCCACAAGACGUUCGCGCUGAAAUCUUACUUGAACAAACACCUGGAGUCCGCGUGCCUCCGCGACGACGAGAUACCGCCGCAGCAAGCGGCCGGCAGCAACAGCAACAACGCGACGCAACACCAGCAGAGCAACAACCGUGGUUUGUAGCAGCGCUUCGACGACGCGAACGCGAUGAUCACCAGACGCCCGGACGUCCUUAGCGAGUCUAAGGAGAGCUAGCGGUCAUUCCCGGCCACAGCCGGUUAACAGCCGGGCUUUCGAGGAAAUCAGCAGGACGAGGAUUAACGCAUAAGGUUUGCCGUAGGUUUUAAGUAGAAAAGUGCCAGUAGUGAAUUUCGGGAAUAGAGAAGUAAACCGUGAGAUGUAGAGUAAAAAGAAAAAAAAAAAAAAGAAAAGACGAGGCAGGGGAAGGAGGAGAUCGAACGAACGAAGAGUUAGAGGAGGUGUCGGCUUCGUAAAAUAAUGUCUAACAUUAAUAAAAACGUCCAAUAAUGUUAAGUCUUAAAAAAAAAAAGGGGGAAAAAGGGAGAAACAAAACGAGAGAAACGAGAACAGAGAACACGUCGAACGGUGACGUCCACACUGCAGUCUAGUCACUCUAGUCGAUUAUACCUAAUACAUUAUGAUAUUAUAUUAUUAUAUAUUAUAUAUUAUAUUAUAUUAUUAUUAUUAUAUAUAUAUAGUAUAUUUACUAGCGCGUACGGUUCUAGUCGCGAGCUCGUUACGGAGACACUAUUUAUUGAUAAUUUAGCUGCCUAAAGAAAAAAAAAAGAAAAUAAAACUCUUCGAUGCUUGAAAAUAUACCAAAAAAAGAACACACAUACACACACAUAUACGACAUACAUACAAAAUGGGGAGAUACGUCAGUACUUGAAAAAAAGAUGCAAUAAUGAUAAACGAUAACGUGAUUUUCAGCCGGUUUUCGAUUCAUCCCUUAACAUUCGAUACAUCCAUCGACGCCGUUCGUGAACGUCUCGCGAGAAUCGAAUCGCGUCGAAAAAACGAUCGUCGCUAGCUGGUACGCACACCCGUCACCCCGACACUUAUUUUACCGAAAAUUCAGACCCAAUCGACCCCGUUCGCACGUUCCUCUUCGAUGGAUCCUUCGGUGGACCACGUUAUAUUCGACCAGGGGUCGAUCUCACGGUGGAUGUACCUUAAUCCCGUGAACAAAAUUCACGUUAUUUUUAUUCCACGGUGUACAUUAUGUAUAUAAGAUAAUGGUUCACUUAUCGAAAGUGGAUGUUCAAUAAUUUCCUUUCCGCGAUGCUACACGAACGAAUACAAAGUGAAAAGGAAAAAGGAAAUUCAAGAUUUACACGGACACAGAGACACAAACACGUAGGGCAAAAUGAACACAAGCGUAUGUUUAGAGCAAAUUCAAGUAAUAGAUGCGUAAACAUUGUUAUACACAUAUUUUAUAGAAGCAAUAUAACGAGUAAGAAAAUAAUUAAAAAAAAGUAAAUAAAUAAAUAAAUAAACCAGUAAUAAUGACGACGCGUACGGUCAAAAAGCAAUGUUUCGACACAACGAAUUAUAUAAUUAUACAUAUAUAGAGGCGAACAUCGAAGUUUAACGCGAUGGGAAAUUAAACAAAAAAAAAACGAUGAUUUGCUUCGGUAUCGAACUUAUUCGAUCGUCCAACCACGCUCUUCGAUCAUUUUCGUGAUCGUAUGUUAAACUGUUCGAGUUUCAUGGUUUAUUUAUUUCACUGUCUCUCUAUGCUUAAUGAAAAAAACAAUUUCUUUCGUAUUGGUAAGCAAAAGCUAUUCCUAUUUUAGAAUCUAAUAUAUAUAUAUAUAUACAUAUUUGUAUUAGAAUGGUUGGAUAAAAUAAUGGGAGCAAUCGAGGAAUCAGCGACUCAAUGAUUCGCCUUUUUCACAACACCAAAUUUACAUUCUUAAGAAUUUAGUUACCUAGUAGUGUCACUUUGAUAUUAGUAAUUAAUGACUGAAUACUAAUUAAAUAGGUAUUAUUCGUUCAUUUGCUACUCGAGAUACGGAAAAAUUCAUGCGCGCUGUAACCAACGAGAAAGUUGAUAAUACUAAUCAAUCUUUCAUGUUUUAAUUAUUUAAAUAGAUAGGGGUUAAAUUUGUAACGUCGUCCUUAAUGAAUGAACAACGACGGACAAUAUUUCUUGUCGUAUCGAAUAUUACAUACAUCGAAUCUUGCUCGUUCAUCAUCGAUUAAACAUCGUACAUUAGUUAACAUCGUUCUUCCAAGUACAACGAUUAUAGAGAGACAGAGAAAUCCAGCCGAGAGACUCGAUCAUUUUCUUCCAUUCGAUCGACGUUGCUAUCUAAAGAUAGCAACGAUUGUACCAGGCCAAAUUAUUCUAAAAAAAAUAUUUUACAAAAAAAGAAAAGCGAAGAAAUCGCGAGAGAACAAAGAAGAGCGUGGAUCAGAGCCAGAAAUGGCUCGACGAUCCAACGAGUCCUUUUGUAAUAAUUAUUGCCGACAAAUAAUUACCGCGUUGCAUGUACAGAGUAGCCGACCUCUCACCGCCAAAGUAACGAAGCAAAAAAAAAAAAAAAAAUGAACUGCAAAAAAGAAAAAAAAAUGAAAAAAAAAUGAGAAAGAACCGAAGCACACGGAGAACAGAAAAACGAACACGAUAUUCUUUGUUGUUUUUCCCCUGGUUGCUUAGCCGGUUCGAUGGCCCAGAAUUCAGAAGAAAAAUCUGGUCGAUCGAAUUUAAAUUGAUGAGAAAAAAAAGAAGCUUUUCUAGUUUUUUCCUUUAAAGGAAAUUGAUUUCGUGAGUUGUAUGCCGUGCGUGCAAUUGCGAUCUCGCGUACGUAAAUAACAUACGAACGUAGAGCAAUAAAGUCCUAAGCAAUACUAAUUAAUUAAUUAAAGAAGGAAAGCAAUUAAUAUAAAUUAGUAAGUCGAUUCGAAUAGGAAAAGAAGAUGGCAAAAACGUUCAGGUGAACGCAAACGAAGCGCACUGUUUGACGCGUGGGGUUUUUUUUGUUUUUUAACUUAAGGCUCGACGUGGACGAGCGACUUUUGUCAUUGAAAUUUUGCAAUAAUAUUUUCAAAAUAUUAUUGAAAUUUUAAAUAUUUGGUAUCGAAUUUAAAUAAAAGGAAUCAAGAAAAUUGAAAUGGACCUAGGUUGGUUUGGUAGAGUGGAUGAAGCAAAUACCAUAUCGAAUACUUAUUUAGUACCAUUCAAAAUUAAUUAAUUAUCCAUAACCAUAUUCGAAACCUACCAAAAUUAUUCUAACGAAAUAGUCACUCGUUUGCUCGAGUUCUUUCGCUUCGUUUCCAAUUGCAAACUCGAAUUGCAUUUAUUCUGUCUCAGUUUCAUUGUUCUUCAUUACUUAAUAAUAUAUUUAUUUCUUUUUUUCUUACUAAUUGUUAUCAGUAUUAUUAUUAUUAUUAGCGUUUGCAUCAUCGUCGUAAUUUAUUAUUGUCAUCGGUAUUUAUUAUAUUUAUUAUUAUUAUUAUUAUUGUGUACUUUAUUUAUCCUUAUAUUAAAUUCACCUUAUUGCGUUGUUGUUAAUUGUAUUAUAAUCAUCAUUUUCUAAUCAUUUAUCGUUUGUUAUUAUUGCGCCUGAUACAACGAUUUUUGUACAACGAUCAGUGAAAGAAAAUACGUGCAAUCCCUGUCGUUUCGUAUAUUUUCCCGUGAAAAAAAAAAAAAAAAAAAAAAAUAAUAAUAAGAAAGAAAAUGGAACGAUCGAGGCUAAAACAAUUCGUUGAACCAGUCUCAAGCGUGUACAGUCGUUUUAAUCGAUAAUAUAAUCGAACUUCCGGAACGUGGUAAUGUACAUUAUGUACUUGUAGCGUAGAAUGUACAUUAUACGCGUUCUUGUACGUGAAAAAAAAAAAGAUACUCGUAUAAGUACUUACACAUAAUUGUAGUAUCUGGUAAACGCGUAGAUCGUAUCGUGAAUUGGUGAUUUGUCUGGAAAAAAAAAUAAUUUCAUUUUUUGAUGAAUCUUAGAAAUUCCAAGGAACGAUUGGAUCGUAUUUUUCUAUGAUGUUAAAUAAAAUUAAAAAAAAAUAAAAUAAAAUAAAAAGAAAUUAAUCGUGACUCGUCCUCUACGAUUAGCUUGCUUCUAUGAUUAUUAAUAUAUUAUGAAAGAAAAAGAGAGAAAUUGGAAAUUGUAAAGAUUUGAAACGAAGAUUUAGGGGUGUUUGUAAUACGUAGGUGGUAUUGGGAAUUUGUGAUUCGUCGGGAAACAUCAUUUUUCGAUGAUCUUUGAAAUUGCAAGGAACGAUUGAAUCGUAUUUUUGUAUUCGGUUUAUAACGUGAGAUAUAAUGAUUGAAUCGUGACUCGUCCUCUGCAUACUUGAUUAGAAUACGUUGAAAAAGGGAAUGGAAACGAAAAAGAAAAAAAAAAUUGAUCGUGUUCCAAGUAUUUUUUCAAGCGUGUCUCUGGCGAAAUAUCGAGAGACGUUGAUCCUCGAUUAAAAAAAGAAAGCCGAGGUUGAACGCAAAUAUUCGAUGAGAAAGAAAGAGAGAUAGAGGUAAACGUGGAUCGAGUUCAGAGUUCGUUACUGGAAAUUGCACCGGUUUGUUAGGGAAGUCUCAUGGACAAUUAAACUAUUUUAAUUGACCGGCCGGCGGCGAGGCCAUUUCACGUUUGUCGUAACUUCGUGGCGUUAUUAACGGCCGAAAGCGAUUCUCAAACUAAUUAACAGUUCUUUUCACCUGCAUCCCUGGAAAAUUCUCCAUUUUCCACUGUUUCUUUUCUUCGUUAUCGAGCAAAUUAAAAUCAUUUAAUUAACAUUUCAACGAACGAGCUACCUUCUUACUAUUCUUCGAAUAAAAAUUAUUAUUAAAUCCACGAUAAUGUUAAUGGUAUUUUUAUAUUUCUUUUUUUCUUCCACUCAACACGGUUGGUAGGAACGGUUUACAGGUUUCGCAAUUUCUGCUCAAUCGGUUGGAACGACACGUCAACUAUGUAGUCAGGAUUGUUUUGAUAUCGAUUACAGGAAACAGAAUCAAUUUGUAAUACUGUAUACAUUUACCGAAGGCUACAGGUAAGCCAAUUGUUCGCUGAGAUACACGUGUCAGUUCGAAACCGUGUAUAGUCACGUUAGAUGUAUAGUCUACCCGUAUAAUUCAUGAAUGAAACAGUCAACAAUUACUUAACACACUCGGCGCAUUGAAUAUGAAUAUACUGAUCACGAUAAUUGCGGUCGUUACAUUUGGUGUGACUAUUUAAUUAGUAGUAAUUUGGAAAAUACAUAGCGAAUCGACCAAUUAUCCUACAAUUCAAUUCGGUGCUUUGUCCAGUAAUGAUACGAUAAAAAAUUGACAACUGUCUGAAACGCUCAGCAGCUCAAUCCUGUCAAUCACGGAUUCGUUGUUAAUUAGAGAUGCUCAAACAUGUGUGUACAAAACGUAGAUGAGACAGAAUGAAUACCGUGUAUUUAUCGAUAACGAGUGACGAGGCACGGCAAGUAAUUAGAGAUAGAGAUAAUCAACGAUAAGCGAAGCAAUAUUUUACGAUUAUUUCUGUAAAUAUAUUUCGCAAAUAUUUAACGAAGCGUCGUUUCAAGCGCAACCAUCAACAAUUUGCAUUCGAUAAGAAAUGAUAAGAAUAAAAUUUAGUAAUUAUCGUUAACGAGUUCCAAGGAAUCUCACGAUCUACCGCGUGGAUCGAUUUUCAACUGAAUUUUCACACCACGAAAACCGGAAGUAGCGACGGUAGAAUCUAGCCCUAGUUUGCACAAUCCAACAGAGAAGAACUUCAUUAUUUUCUAGAAAGUAAUUAAAAAAAGGAAACACUUUUGUUUCGACAAAAGUACCAACUCUUUCCUCCACGGCCAUUCCUUCUCGAGGACGAGUUCCAGUCUUGCCCAGUUGAUAAAAAAAAAUGGAAAAAAAAUGUUAAAAACGCGCGUAUCUCUUAAGCAAUAUAUUCUGUAUAUACCUAUCUAUUCUAGAUCUAUAUACACUUAAAUAUUAUACAUGUAUAUAAUACGUACACGUAUGAGAAUUUCCUAAAGACACACUCGACAACACACUCUUACACCUACACGAUUACACGAUUAGAUCUCUCUCGUGUAAACUCUCUGUAACUUGUGACUAGUCUAAUCUUCCCCUAAUCGAAGCGAUCGUUCUUCGUGCUCGCUAAUUCGAUCACUAUUUCUUGCUUGGAAACUGAGAAGUUGGGAAGCGGGAACAGCAAUUUUGAGAAAAUUUGCAAUUAUUCAAAAAUAGAAAAAUUAAAAAUUUUGGAAUUGGAAAUUUUGAAAAUUUACCAUCUGCUUUUUAAUUACGAAUCCACUGUUGCUGUUCUCACCCUCCACCUCUACUUCUGCUGUUCCUUCUACCUUUACCUUAAAGAAUUUCUACUCGCGACACGAUAUUCUUCGUCGCUGUCUGCUCAAAUACUGAAUUUGUCGAGCAAAUCUUCGAUCGUGUUCCUGAAACCUCUCGGUUCGAUAGAAUAAUCGACAAGCUCGUCGUCUACCCCUAAUCUCUACCCUUGUCGAUAUUAUCCAAAAGUGAUCGAUCAAUCCUGUACAAUAGAAUCUAAAUUAUGAAAAAUCCAAUAAUUUUUUGAACUUCCUCGAUUAUCCUUUACGAAUCGUCACGUUUCAUCCUAAAAAAAGAAGACUAUAUUUCUCCCCAACCCAAAACUGUGGAUGCAAGAAAAAGUAUCUUCGACCAAAACUAAAGAAAACUUCUUUCUUCGAAAUUUCAACGCUGAAACGCUUUCUUCUCGCUCGACAGAGCAAUCUCGAUCUUCGCUGCGAAUCGACACCCUUUCGAAAUCGAUUCGAACAAGCGAGACAAGUUGUCUCGUCAGACUGACGCGAACAAACGCGACGGAAAAUAAAAAAAUAAAUAAAUAAAAAAGUGGGAACAUUCGUUACUUUGUCGCUCGUUUUACUCGUUUAGGUUCUAUGAAUCGAAGCUUGAAAAGAAGAGAAGAGAGGACAGGAGAUCGAGGCUCGUGAUUGAAAUGCCGGAAGCGAACGAGUAGAUAUACCGUCAACCCCCAGCUGCAUUUUAACGACGAGACUCUCUUAGUUCCGAUAGUAUCGUUCGCUAUAUAGGGUGACGCGUUUGAACGAUACGCUGAAAUCUUCUCGUUUAUCCAAAAAAAAAAAAAAAAAAGAUGAUAUCGACCAACGAAGGAAUUCGUCUCGAACGCGUCCCGUUUUGUAAUCCUUCCAACGAGAGCCUUGACAGUUUUUUAACUAUUCGUUAGUUAUCUUAGCGUAAGAGAUGAAAGAGGGAGGGGAGGAAAUUAGAGAAGAGGUGGGAAGGAACGGUCCACUUUCGAACGACCCUUUGGCUACUUGUCAUUAUUUGAUUUUCAAGUGGAAUUCCACUGGAUUUUAAUUGCAAAAUAAAAUAUUAAUAUUUGUCGAUUUGCCAAUUUAGAAAAAAUUCAAAUAUCAAUACUAAUUGACACCAAGGGCUCAAUCGAGGCCCAGCCAAAGGAGUUAAGUAACUAAAGGGUUAACGAACGUCGGUGUUUCUCACCAGACAACAAAAUUCCUUUUCUGAUCCUAAUAAUUUAAAGGACGAGAAACAGUGUUGCGAACGACCAGAACGAUAGACUAUCGUCUACUAAGGAACCGGACGUCCGUUGUACCCGCUGUGCAAACGAAUCAAAGAUUUGCCCGUUUAUUCUUGAGAAUCUUCGAAUGAAAGAGGCGCCUAAUAUAUAUAUAUAUAUAUAUAUACAUCCACACACAUGUAGAAAUAGUAUAGUUUCAGUAUACACACACGAGUUAUACAUAAUAUAUUUUAUAUAGUUGAAGGAAAAGAAAUCUAGAAAGAAUAAAGGAAUCCGUGUAGCUUCGACUUCCGAUAGCAUGGAGAACAGUUAGCCACGUAUAUGAAAUAAUUAUUAAAUAAAAAAUAAAGCCUCGCACGUUUUCGACAGAUUCACAGGUCUCGUUUUUUGCGGCGGCUUCGAUGUGGCUGAGAUACCUUUAGACUCCGUCGAUGAUAAUAAGAUGCGCUUAAAUAGCACCAUGUCACUUUAGAGAACAAUGUGUUCAGGAUUCUAGUUCUAGCGUUAAGUACGUACACACUCUGAGGGCAACUUAGGCUUCCCUUUGUUGGGGAGAAAUGGAGGGGAAAGAAUUGUCAUAUUUACCUAUAAUGUUUAUUUGCAAAGAUGGAGGGUUCUGUGUUAGGCUGUCCUUACGUUCUUUUAACGCGUUCGCUGCUACCCAGAAAAUUUUAGGGACAUGAUGUGUGCCACUAUAUCCUAAUUCCUACGAGCAACGUCGAAGCACAAUUGACGAGUGGCACACGGGUCAUUACAUUCUAUGAUGACAAUGCUUCGACGGUGGCGGAGAACGUUUUGAGGUGCUCCUAGGGUUCCCUAGGAUUCUCUUAUGGUUAUCCCUAGGUUUGCCCAAAAUUUUCCUAAGGCCAAAAGCAAAUGGUGAAAAGAGUUCUCUUUUCAAGAGGAAAAAGAGCUUUAAGCUUUUCCUGGAUCCAAAACAAAUAUGAGGCUUCUCCCCCCGCCUUCCCCCUCAACCAAGAAAGGCCUACGUUGCAGCGGAGUGUACACACCAAAAGUAGCCACCGUAAGCGUGUUUUUCACGAUCGAUCCAUCCCGCUCUCACCGGAUUCUUACUUACUUUCGCCCGGUUCUCCUUCCAACGCUUGGAUUUCGCCUUCCGCUUCCUUAUACGCGAUCGCGAUGACCAUCGAAAAUGCACGUAUCAGGAAAUAUCUAUUGCGAAAUUCUUCCGAUCGUUCUUCAUAAAUGAAUGAAAAUCUUCUAUUUACAAACUCACGAUUACGAAAUGAAUUCUCGCUGACCCCCAAGCUCUUCGAACAAACACAGUAUCGCAACGAUUGUUAAUCAAUAUACGUUUCGUAAAAGGAAGUUUGAUUGAUAAAAUAACUACGAUUGCUUCAGUUCCUCGCGCCAUUUAGAGCAAUAUGCUUUCAUUUCUCCUCCGACGAAAGCAGAGGAAUCGCGAUAGAAAAUAUUCUACGUCUAUUUUGAUCUACUUUAAAAGGAUGCAACGAGGAACAAGUUCGUUCACACGCACACUAUUGCAUAAACAAGGAUUAAUAGUACAUAUAUACACUUGUACAUCCAUAGUAUAUAAAAGUAUAUGCAUAGAGAAUUAAACGAAACUCGACUAUUUAUCGCCCAUUACGGAUUGAAUAUCACUACAAUCAUUUAUAACGUUGUCUCUCUAAGUGAUAAUUAAUUUUAAGCUUAUUUUCUUGGAGAAUCAUAAAUUUCUAAACAUGGUAGAAUUGAAGUUUUCAGGCCCAAUAAAAAUAAUUAUUAACAAGGAUGGAAAAAUUAUCAAUGGGCUGAUAGGGAUUCGGAGUCUAAUUAAUUAAAAUCAGGGCUCCUCGUGUCACUUUAAGUCCCAAUCUACCCCUGGAUAUGGAAACGUGACUCAAGGAGUUGAUGGUGGUGUACAAUAACCUUUGCAUUUAUUAUUUAUAAAAAUAAGAAUUUGAUCACUUAGAGAAACAACGUUAUUAUCCGUGAUCGCUCUGGAUUCUUUCGGGUCGGCCGCAUCCGUUUCCCUUUUGGUUCCCCUUUCUCCGCGUUCUAGUGUAAAUAAAAGAACCGCGUAGGGACGAUGUAACGAUAUAAAGAAGUUAGUAGGGUUUAACGAUAAUAGGGAAAAAAAGAUAUUAAAGGUGAAAACUUUAAAGCGUAUAGUAUGUAAGAGUCUCACGGGACGAGGUACACUCUGUAAAGUAAGUAAUGUUAUACUGGCGAGAACUGGGUUCCCAGUCGGGCCAAUAUUCGAUAAAUAUCGGCGUGAUGAACUAUUUUCAUUUCUCUCUAUUUUCCUCGUUCUGUUCGUGAUCGUGUAACGAUCGUUGCUUAUUCUCGGAUGUUGCAAGUCUGUCUUGACGUGACAUUGCCCGGAUUCGUCGGUUUCAAAGAAUCGAAUUCUCAUUCCCUUCGUUUCGUGCAUAAAACCUUCACUAUUUUUUGUUUUUUAAAUUCCCAGUUUCUUCAAAAUUUGAAGCGCGAAAUGUCUAAAAAUACAUUUUUGAAUCUCUCACUGGGAAAACUGGGGCAACGAUGUACAAGCUUCGCGUACGAUUAAUCCAUAAAUGGUAAUCGAAUCCGGUGACCCGAAUCUUAAUGAAUGAACCCGGAAUUAAUUGCACGAAAAUGACACGGGACGAAGGUGACAAACAGGAAAUUCUCGCAGCUUCGCGUGAAUCUCAUCAGUUAUAUGUUUCAGGGUUAAAUGUGAUUACAAGUCGAUCGCUUUAACGGUUUCGCCGAGGAUCGCGGAUAAUCGCCGAUUCAUCGUGAACAUUUUAUGGGUAGGGGGGAACGCUGGAAACUUUGUGUUUUCAUUGAACUGUUUGACUGCCUGUUUCUUGUUUACAAUUCAAUCUGACUGGUAAUUAAAAUGAAUAAAGGGGUAGAGAAAGAAAAAAUGUUUUCCCCUGCAAAGGUAAAGUGAACUACGAAGUGGGCAUCAGUUUCACCAGUCUUCAGAUCGCGUGCAAUUCCUUCCCACCCGUAGCAAAAAAAUGCUCGCAUGCCAACUCACCAGCACUACAGCUGAAUCACGAGGUACCAAGUGGCUGUUCGUGUUAGACGCAUAUUUUGUGUAGCCAAUGUUCGAUGUUGAGAGAAAAAAGAUCAUACGAGAUUACGUAAUAAAUGUUCAAUUAUACUUGAUGUAAUACUCAAUAAGAGACUAAACAAAACGCAUCGAUAAUAUUAAACGUACGGAACGUUGAUUUUUCUUUUUAAUUGAAACGACUGGACCAUUCGUACCAUCGUCGAAACGACAAAGGUUUAUCGCGAACUCAAACACGAAUACGUUUCUCGCUCGUGUCUAAUCGCAUAGAUGCUAGUCGUGUAAGGUGAAAAGCAAUACUCGAUCGGGGAAUAAUUUUCGUGCGUGUGAUGUGUCAUUCAGCAUGUACAAAUAAGCAAUAACACAUUACCCCUUGACAAAAACGAACUCCGGGUUCCCAUGUCGGUGACACCCGACAGCAUGGAACGGCCAACCGAAAACGCGCGUGCUCGAUCGAUCCAGGAUUGCUCAACAACUAGAAAACGAGUCAAUAACGAGUCAAUAACUUCGUAAGAGUCUCGUUAGUUUAAUUUACGAUCGUAGUUAACCGUCUAUAGCAGUGAUAUUAAGUACAAAGAGAGGAAGAACGAAAACGAGAAGGCGCGAAAUUAGAAAAAAUAAAUAAAUAAUGUCAACUUUCUUCUUCACUUAACGGCGUUGAUCGCGCGCAUUUUCAGUCGGUAUUGGAAAUCGGAUAAAAGUGAUCGUCGAUCGGUAUUUGACACGUAGACUCGAUACUCAAAGAAGCAAUAUUAGAAAAAUGUUUGAAAUUGAAAUUAAAAAUGAUUGUAUUUUGAAUAAUACGUCAACGUGUUAAAAUAUUGAUAGAAAAUAUUUUGAAAAUAUUUUGAGCGAUCACUUCAUGAGACGAUCACUUCUCUAGCAUCUCAUGUCACAAGAAAUAAUCUCUCUAACUGUUCGCUGUAAAUUUUCCAUUUAAUCCGCGACCUAUAUGCGUACGACGAACACCAGUCGCCGAAAGCGUUCGCAAUUAAUAAUUAAAAUUACUAACAACGAACUGCACGCAGCAGUGCGUGACGAUAAGUAUAUUUUCACGGACGUGGAGAAAAGAUAAAUCGAAACUGCGUCCUGGAAUGUCCUCUCGCUCGAAAUUUCUUCUAUCUGUCGCUGUACCGUUUCCUCUUUCGAUACUUAUCUUCCGUUCCUACCAGAUCCUUUAUCAACUUCAACAACGAAUAAGUUCUCCCUUAAACGACACCCGUAAAAAUGGUGUUCUCCUAUCCUCUGUCUCCUCCCAUCUGUCUCCCUUCUAUUUCAAUGUCACUACGACCCUUCGUCUGUCAACGAAGAGCAUUCGACGAUUCUUCGUCUUCGGUGUGAUAAACGCGAGUUCUGAUUCGAUUCCGUGGUGUUUCUAGCUUUAAAAAGUGACGGCUGUUUCGAUAAAGAGACUGGUCAAUUUUCUUUCUCUCCAAGACGUUUCUUUAUCGAUUACAAAGGGGGAUGAAAAUUUGUAGAGGAGUUUGUUGAUUUUUUUUUCCGAAACGCGUGAGAGGGAGAAAGAGAAGGAGAACGAAGAAAAAGUGCCUAUAUACAUCAGUAAAAAAAAAAAAAGAAAAAAAAUUAUUCGUUAGCGUGUACGAUGCGUUCCAACGAGUACGGACAGUGUCAAUUACAGGUUUAAAGAAAAAAAAAAAAAAAAUGAGUGACAUACGAAUUGCAUCGAGGAAAUCGAAGAAUAAUAUACAGAUACGACGAAAGCAAUAUCGAGCGACGAUCCGAGAUUACAAAACGCUUGCGAGUACCAAUUAUUAACAACGACUAUGAUGACGACGAUAUAAUGAUUGCGAACUAUGAUUACUAUUAUUGUUAUUAUUGAUUGCGAACCUAAAUUAAUGAGCUAAUUGCCGUGGUACCGCGAGCGAGUCUCGUUUUUUGAUAAAAGGGAUAGCUGAUGUAGGAACGUUGUAGGGUUUUAGUAGUAUAGCCCAGACCUGUCUAACUGCUAGAAGUGAAAUAGCCACUGCUCCCAUUCUUACCGCUUCAGACUUCCCCCACCAUCCAGUAGUGCCAGUAGUGGGGCAGCGGUUUCUCUCAGCAUGACUAGGAAUACCCGUCAAAUAUCGGAAGAGUGGGGAAACCAACUGGAAGAGUGGGGGGAGUCGAGCGCGAGCUCUGUGGUAGGGGAAAGAGCCACGAGUGGCCCGCGGGCCGCAGGUUAGACAAGUCUUAUAGUCAAUAAAAAAUCAGACUGUACCAUUAAAAAGGACCCGCAUUCAAAUCCCAGCAAAGUCCCAUUUCUCGGAAAUUCCUACAUUAAUGCAACAGUGACUUCUACGAAAUUAUAAAUCCGAUCGAUUAAAAGAAAGAAAAAUACAAAUUCUUACGAACUCGUUUGUCGCGAACCACGGCGUGUUAGGGACGGAUGUGAUAUAAGGUGAACCUUAACCUUACCUAUAAACGCAUAUAGAAUGUUGAUAUUGUAUGCAUUGUGAUAGUACCCUCGAGGAAACAACAACAAACACACACCAAUUAAAAAAAAUAACAUCAACAAUAAUGAACCGCCUAAAAAAAAAAAAAGAAAAAUCCCUGCCUCCUCCAAAGUGCGACUGAUAUUUACAGGAUAUUGUUCCAAUUGGAUGCUCCCAAAGAAGCCGGGGUAUUCAAAAGCAAUAACUUCGUAGACGGUCGCGGAUCCUCGAGCGAGGCACACACGCGACCGAUAUUAAAUAUAUAAAAAUAAGAAUAACGGCGCAGAAAAUAAGAAGAAAGGUAAAAAAAACGUUGAGAAUAGGCCGAAAUGAAUUUUUAACCUUAUAAAUACAUUAAUUUAGCGGCGCAGCAUCUCCACGAACACUUUCACACAUACACACACAUUCGCAUGAACACGUAGCGUGAAACAAGCAUACGGUAACGCGUCAGGAUUUAUUAAAAAUAGAAAAGAAAUAUUAAUUUAGCGAGAAUGAGAGAACGAGUGACAGGGAACGGUACGAAAGGGAAAUAGUAGAAUAAAAUAUAAGCGAAGAAUCAUUUAUAUUACAUUCGAUUAAUCGCUCACACAUACACAGAUACACCAUACAAUGAGCCUAAUAAAAACCUAAUGAUUUAGUAAGAGUUAUUAUUAUAAAUAAUACAGAGAAGAAGGGCGACGAGAUUAGCGAUGGCUUUUAUAAGAUGAAGUAAUACGAUGCAGCGCGCAUGGAACGCGCACCACUGGUUACAUUGAUAUACAUAAAUCUAUUAUAAAUAUAUUAUAUAUAUACAUAAAGAAUAUUAUAUAUAUUAUAAUAUUCGAACUUUGGUUCGAAGAAAAUAGCGACGAACGAAUAGAAAGAGCGCAAAAUAAAAAAAAAAAAAA
Messenger RNA from Osmia lignaria (orchard mason bee), 15336 nucleotides. RefSeq names its product scratch (gene scrt). Gene Ontology annotation, molecular function: RNA polymerase II cis-regulatory region sequence-specific DNA binding; DNA-binding transcription factor activity, RNA polymerase II-specific. The record is from RefSeq and is a predicted model, not a curated record. Lineage: Eukaryota; Metazoa; Arthropoda; Insecta; Hymenoptera; Megachilidae. Gene Ontology annotation, biological process: regulation of DNA-templated transcription.